Messenger RNA from Nerophis lumbriciformis (worm pipefish), 990 nucleotides. The record is from RefSeq and is a predicted model, not a curated record. NCBI's taxonomy places the organism in Eukaryota, Metazoa, Chordata, Actinopteri, Syngnathiformes, Syngnathidae.
AUGGCUAUGAGGCAGACUCCGCUCACCUGCUCUGGUCACACUCGACCAGUAGUGGAUUUGGCCUUCAGUGGGAUCACUCCUUACGGAUACUUUCUCAUUAGUGCGUGCAAAGAUGGCAAGCCCAUGUUGCGCCAAGGAGACACAGGAGACUGGAUAGGAACGUUUCUGGGUCACAAAGGCGCUGUCUGGGGAGCCACUUUGAACACGGAUGCCACCAAGGCUGCCACCGCCGCCGCAGACUUCUCAGCAAAAGUUUGGGAUGCAGUGAGUGGUGACGAAGUCCUUACAUUGGCCCAUAAACAUAUUGUAAAGACUGUCACCUUUACCCAGGACAGCAACUGUCUAUUGACUGGAGGAAAUGAUAAACUGCUACGCAUUUAUGAUCUGAGUUGUCCAGAAGCAGCACCACAGGAGAUUGCUGGUCAUACCUCACCUAUCAGGAAGGCCCUCUGGUGUAAUGACGACAAACAGAUUCUAUCAGCGGCAGAGGAUAAAACUAUACGACUGUGGGACAGGACCUCCAUGGAGGUGGUGAAGACACUGACGUUCGACACAUCCGUGAGCAGCAUGGAGUAUGUGGUGGACGGCGAGAUUCUUGUCAUCACAUACGGAAAAACGAUCGCUUUUUACAACGCUCUCAGUCUGGACCUGAUUAAAUCUGUGGACGCCCCUGCUACUAUCAACUCGGCAUCUCUACACCCAGAAAAGGACUUCUUUGUUGCUGGCGGAGAGGAUUUCAAGCUCUAUAAAUUUGACUACAGCACCAAGGAAGAGCUAGAAUCGUAUAAAGGCCACUUCGGUCCCGUGCACUGUGUCCGCUUCAGCCCAGAUGGCGAGCUGUAUGCUAGCGGCUCAGAGGAUGGCACACUUCGUCUCUGGCAGACAGCAGUGGGAAAGACCUAUGGCCUCUGGAAAUGUGUUCUUCCUGAGGAACUGGCGGCAGACAACUCGGAGCAGAUUUAUACCUCGCCGCCUGAAAUAAAAGCCUGA